This is a messenger RNA of Glarea lozoyensis ATCC 20868, 1296 nucleotides long. RefSeq names its product WD40 repeat-like protein. The record is from RefSeq and is a predicted model, not a curated record. Gene Ontology annotation, biological process: protein localization to phagophore assembly site; autophagy of mitochondrion; nucleophagy. Gene Ontology annotation, cellular component: cytosol; extrinsic component of membrane; fungal-type vacuole membrane. The coding region runs from base 1 to 1296 and encodes 431 amino acids. The transcript has 4 exons. Gene Ontology annotation, molecular function: protein binding; phosphatidylinositol-3-phosphate binding; phosphatidylinositol-3,5-bisphosphate binding. NCBI's taxonomy places the organism in Eukaryota, Fungi, Ascomycota, Leotiomycetes, Helotiales, Helotiaceae.
AUGGCGAUGAACUUCGUAACCUUCAACCAGAACUACGGCUGUCUCGCCGUCGGGACCUCUCGAGGCUUUCGCAUAUAUCACACAGAUCCGUUCUCCAAGAUAUUUAGCAGCGAUGAGGGGAAUGUCGCCAUUAUCGAGAUGCUGUUCUCGACGUCGUUGGUCGCCCUCAUUCUUUCUCCAAGGCACCUAGUUAUUCAAAACACCAAGAAAUCUUCGAUCAUUUGUGAGUUGACUUUUCCAUCUGCUGUUCUUGCAGUCAGAUUGAAUCGGCAAAGGCUUGCCGUGGUGCUAGAGGAGGAGAUAUAUCUUUACGACAUUUCCAACAUGACGUUGUUGUAUACGAUAGCCACGUCCCCCAACCCAAACGCGAUAUGUGCCCUUGCGCCGUCAUCCGAGAAUUGUUUCAUUGCAUAUCCUUUACCGAAGCCAAGAGAAGACAAUGGCGACAAACGCCCACCGCAUGCGCCGCCCCUUUCUACGUAUGUCGCUCCUACCUCUGGACAUGUCAUGAUUUUCGAUGCUUUGGAGUUGAAAGCAAUAAAUGUGGUAGAAGCUCACCGGGCGCCAUUGUCGUGCAUAUCACUGAACGAUGAUGGAACUCUCCUCGCUACCGCAUCCGAGACUGGAACUAUCAUCAGGGUCUUCGCUCUCCCACAAGGGACCAAACUGUACCAGUUUCGCCGCGGUACAUAUCCCUCUACCAUCUAUAGCAUGUCCUUCAACUUGAGCUCAACACUGCUUUGUGUCUCUUCCACCACUGAUACCGUACACAUCUUCCGACUUGGGGGGCCCGCUACUAUGCGGCCUGACUCGCCGAGAACUGGAAAUGAACGCUGGACGCGAGCUCGUUCCCAAAGUUAUGACAGCACCAUAGAACCUGGGACGUCACGAAACGACGGAGAGGGACCUCAUGCCCCAGAAAUUACUCGAAAGCCUAGCGGUACAUUUGGCAGCAUGUUGCGAAGGUCUUCGCAGAUGAUGGGGAAGAGUGUCGCUGGAGUAGUUGGAGGCUACCUACCCCAAGCUGUUACCGAGAUGUGGGAGCCCAUGAGGGAUUUUGCUUUCAUCAAGAUACCCAAAAAUGGCACGGGGUUGAACUCUACCGGCGGCCCAUUGCGGAGUGUUGUCGCCAUGAACAACAAUAGUCCACAGGUGAUGCUAGUAACCAGUGACGGCGGAUUUUACGUGUUUAACAUCGAUAUGGAGCAUGGAGGUGAGGGUGUGUUGGUGAAACAGUACUCUGUUUUGCACGGAGAUGAUAGGCUCGAUCAUUCAACGGCGGAUUACACAUCCUAA